CAUAUUACAAGAAUAUUGCACAUUACGUAAAUCAGCGAGCAAAAUUUCAUUUAGUGCCCGGAUAGGAGGAAAAAUGUUGAAAGUAGCGACUACUCUGAGAUUAGUUUCAAAACAGGGCAAUAAUGUCCGGGCCCUUGCAACUGCAGCGGCCUACAAGCAAGCUCUAGUUAACGUUCCUCCAACUCAACUUACAGUACUUGACAAUGGGAUCCGCGUUGCUUCUGAAGAUUCCGGCGCAGCUACGGCUACUGUCGGUCUCUGGAUUGAUGCUGGAUCAAGGUACGAAAACUCCAAAAACAAUGGGGUCGCCCACUUCUUAGAACACAUGGCUUUUAAAGGCACAAGUAAAAGGUCGCAGACCGACUUAGAAUUGUUGGUAGAGAACAUGGGUGCUCAUCUGAACGCCUACACCUCGAGGGAGCAAACCGUUUUCUACGCAAAAUGCCUUGCUGGCGAUGUUCCCGCUGCCGUUGAAAUACUCGCUGAUAUAAUUCAAAACUCAUCCCUAGCUGAACCCGAAAUCGAACGAGAACGUGGUGUUAUUCUCCGCGAAAUGCAAGAUGUCGAAAGUAACUUGCAAGAAGUUGUAUUUGAUCACCUUCAUGCUACUGCAUUCCAAGGCACUCCUUUAGGACAAACUAUUCUUGGACCAACCAAAAACAUCAAGAAAAUUUCAAAGGCCGAUCUUCAGCAAUACAUCAAAACUCACUAUCAACCUAGCAGGAUUGUUCUAUCAGGUGCUGGUGGUAUAGAACACAGCAAACUUGUAGAUCUGGCUGGCAAGCAUUUAGGUGGCUUGAAGAACACUGCCCUCGAUGUACCUGAAUUAGCUCCUUGCCGCUAUACUGGUUCAGAAAUCCGUGUUAGAGAUGAUUCAAUGCCUCUUGCUCAUAUUGCUAUUGCUGUGGAAGGUGCUGGCUGGACAGAUGCUGAUAACAUUCCCCUUAUGGUUGCCAACACCCUUAUUGGAGCUUGGGAUAGAUCUCAGGGAGGUGGCACUAACAAUGCCUCGUUCCUUGCUAGAGCUGCAUCUUGUGGAAACUUAUGCCAUAGCUUCCAGUCAUUCAAUACCUGUUACAAAGACACUGGCCUGUGGGGUAUUUACUUUGUAUCAGAACCCAUGCAGAUUGAAGAUAUGCUCUUCAACAUUCAAAGAGAAUGGAUGAAAUUAUGUACAACCGUAACUGAAAAUGAGGUUGACAGAGCAAAGAACCUCCUAAAGACGAACAUGCUUCUGCAGCUGGAUGGAACUACACCAGUGUGUGAAGACAUUGGUCGCCAAAUUCUAUGUUACAACAGACGCAUCCCUAUUCAUGAACUUGAUGCACGCAUUGACUCUGUUUCAGUGCAGAAUGUUCGAGAUGUCUGUUACAAAUAUCUCUUUGACCGUUGUCCGGCUGUUGCAGCUGUUGGUCCUACUGAAGCUCUGCCUGACUACACUAGAAUCCGUGCUGGAAUGUACUGGCUCAGAGUAUAAACUCAUAGUGUAUUUAUAUAUUAGUAACUUGGAAAUCAGUUAAGAUCAUUAAAACUCUCUCCCAAA
This is a messenger RNA of Vanessa atalanta (red admiral), 1543 nucleotides long. RefSeq names its product mitochondrial-processing peptidase subunit beta (gene UQCR-C1). Gene Ontology annotation, cellular component: mitochondrion. The record is from RefSeq and is a predicted model, not a curated record. Bases 74 to 1477 code for a protein of 467 amino acids. NCBI's taxonomy places the organism in Eukaryota, Metazoa, Arthropoda, Insecta, Lepidoptera, Nymphalidae. Gene Ontology annotation, molecular function: metalloendopeptidase activity; metal ion binding. The transcript has a single exon.